CUGUUGCCCUGCUCACCAAGGGUCCCUCUGUCGCUCUUUUCAUAGAUCUUCUCGACCGUCACCGCUGUCUCUCUCUUUUUUCCGUUUUCCGCCGUGUCGUGUCGUGUCGUGUCGUGUUGUCGCUGUCGUAUAGACGAGCUUUCUUUUGCCGUCGCUUCUGUCACUCUUUGGUUGAUUGUUUGUAUAACACAGCCUCUAUUCGUUCUGUUUGUUCGAAAUUUCGAAUCCCGAGCGUCGUACUCGCCCCUGCCGAGCGACCUCUUGUCUCUCUUUCUCGCUAAACCCGCUAUCACGACUUACACAUUCGUUUUCCUCGCGACGCCAUGAAGGUUACAGACGUUCAGGCCGCCUUCGCGUCGGCGGUUGUGCUUCUCUCGCUGCCCGCCAGUACAGUCGCCUCAUCCCAUCGCAGACUUCACCAACUUCCUAAUAAGAAACACACCCAUUUGCGCUCUCACACAGUAGAGGAUGCCAACUCCAUUGUCAAACGAGGACAAUGCGCGUUCCCGACUGACGAUCCUAACCUCGUUGCUGUCACACCCGAUGCACAGAAUGCUGGCUGGGCUAUGAGUCCAGAUCAGCCUUGUAAACCGGGUAGCUACUGUCCAAUUGCUUGUAAGCCAGGCAUGGUUAUGGCACAAUGGGAUCCCGAUUCUUCAUACACCUAUCCAGCUUCAAUGAACGGAGGACUGUUUUGCGAUAAUAGUGGCACAAUCCACAAGCCAUUUCCUAACAAGCCUUACUGCGUUGAGGGUACCGGUGCUGUCGUAGCUGUCAAUGAUUGUGGUGAAUCGAUGUCUUGGUGCCAGACAGUUUUGCCUGGUAACGAGGCGAUGCUUAUCCCAACUGAGGUCUCAUCUUCAGCAACCUUGGCUGUUCCCGAUACUAGCUACUGGUGUUCAACCGCCGCUCACUACUAUAUCAACCCUCCCGGAAGUACCGUUGCAGACUGUGUUUGGGGUACCUCAAGCAAGCCGGUUGGCAACUGGGCUCCCUACGUUGCCGGAGCUAACACCGAUUCCAAUGGCGAAACUUUUGUCAAGAUUGGCUGGAACCCUAUCUAUACAGGUUCCUCUUUGAUGAGCACCUUGCCCACCUUCGGCGUUAAGAUUGAAUGCCCUGACGGUGGCUGCAACGGGUUACCCUGUUCGAUCUCACCCAAUUCCUCCGGUAACGUCGACAGCAAUGAGUCUGCUGUUGGCGCUGGUGGCGCUUCAUUCUGUGUUGUCACUGUUCCAAAGGGCGGCACUGCUAACAUCGUGACCUUCAACACGGAUGGCAGCUCCGGCUCCGGCUCCGACUCUGGAUCCUCCUCAUCUGCCGAACCAAGCUCUACUGUUGCCGAGCUUAAGGCCGGUGGCUUUGCUGCCCAGGCAGAGAAGGCCACAUCGACUACCGCUGCUGCAUCAUCUACUGAGGCAUCCACCACCGCGCCAGCCUCAACAGAGGCAUCAACAACCGCGGCAGCUUCUUCCACAGCUGCAGAGUCGACGACGGCACAGAGUUCCGAGGCCACUACCGGCGCUACCUCGGGUGCGAGCGAGACCGAUGCUUCCACCACCACCAAGGCUUCGAAAACCGCGUCUUAUGCUCACGCCCGUCCGUCUGUGAACCCCGGCAUGUUCCACGAGAACGGCACAUCAUCACAGACCACAGCGGCGCCCUCUGGGCCUUCACAAACCCAGGGUGACUCUGCUCCGGUUACUACGACUACUAAGAAGGGUGAAGCUGGCCGCCAGCAAGGCAGCCCUGCUUUUGCAGGCCUGAUUGUUGCCUUUGUUGCCGCUGCUUGUUUCUUUUAAAGAAGAGAAAGAAGAAAAAAAAAAUAAUUGAUGGCAAAGUUGGCCUUGUUAAUUGUAUCUUUGGCAACCUUGUAUUUUCACAUCUAACUUCAGUGUCUAUGUCACAUUUUGUCAGCCGCAGCUUACAUAUUUUCUUUGUUCAUAUGCUGCUCUAGACUUUAUAUCACUUGACGCGAUUUUUCUUCUUCACCUUUUCUCUUUCGCUUCGCAUACUUGGGCUGUUUGAUUCCCCCUUUCCUCCC
Trichoderma asperellum CBS 433.97 is the source of this 2044-nucleotide messenger RNA. RefSeq lists its product as uncharacterized. NCBI's taxonomy places the organism in Eukaryota, Fungi, Ascomycota, Sordariomycetes, Hypocreales, Hypocreaceae. The record is from RefSeq and is a predicted model, not a curated record.